Salvelinus fontinalis (brook trout) is the source of this 6363-nucleotide messenger RNA. RefSeq names its product dnaJ homolog subfamily B member 1-like. Lineage: Eukaryota; Metazoa; Chordata; Actinopteri; Salmoniformes; Salmonidae. The record is from RefSeq and is a predicted model, not a curated record. The transcript is spliced from 3 exons. Gene Ontology annotation, cellular component: cytosol. Bases 372 to 1421 code for a protein of 349 amino acids. Gene Ontology annotation, molecular function: Hsp70 protein binding; transcription corepressor activity.
AAAGGGGCGGAGAUUUCAGUCAAUGUGGAAAUGCGAUAGUCACAGCAGUAUCAGCACCAGUAGUUCUGGAAGUUUCUUACAUGGUGGCUAGCUAGCGACAUGGUGAAAAGCGUAUUUUGAGUAGCCACGAUAUCUCGGCUCAUACAUUGGUUUAUUCAGAAGAGAGUUGGAUAUAUUUAUGUAACUCCAUAGUUUAAUAGGUCAAAAAAAUCGUGGAGGGUCGGAUUUGUAACUAGCUUGCAGCUGUCAACUGGUUAAGUAGCUAGCCAGCUUCAAACACUAAAUUUCAGUGUGGUUGGUUGACAGCCUUUGAUAUAAGAUUAUUGACGAUGUUUUUUUGAAUAUCAAGCGUUACUUGACAGAUACUUGUAAUGGGUAAGGACUAUUAUAAAGUGUUGGGUAUACAGAAAGGCGCCUCUGAGGACGAGAUAAAGAAGGCGUAUCGAAAGCAGGCCCUGCGAUAUCACCCUGAUAAAAACAAGUCCACUGGAGCUGAGGAUAAAUUCAAAGAGAUCGCCGAGGCCUAUGAUGUCCUCAGCGACGCAAAGAAAAAGGAUAUAUAUGACCGCUAUGGAGAAGAAGGCCUGAAGGGGCACACAGCCGGCGGGGGUGGUGGUCCCAAUGGCCCCAACAACUACAACUACACCUUCCAUGGAGAUCCUCAUGCCAUGUUUACAGAGUUUUUUGGUGGCCGCAGCCCAUUCGACCAGUUCUUCGCACGCAACGGGGACGAUGACAUGGACACUGAUGACCCCUUUGCUGCAUUUGGUAUGGGAGGGAUGGGGGGUAUGCCGGGUGGAAUGGGAGGGUUCCACCAACACCAGAGGUCCUUCAAAUCCCGACCAGGGGGUCCCCACGGGGGCCGUGAGAAAAAGAAAGAUUCUCCGGUGGUGCACGAGCUGAAGGUGAGCCUGGAGGAGGUGUUCUCCGGCUGCACCAAGAAGAUGAAGAUCUCCAGGAAGCGGCUGAACCCGGACGGCUGCAGCAUGCGCAGUGAGGACAAGAUCCUGACAGUGGACAUCAAGCGAGGCUGGAAGGAAGGGACCAAGAUCACCUUCCCCAGGGAGGGAGAUGAGAUGCCCACUAACAUUCCUGCUGACGUGGUGUUUGUGGUCAAAGACAAACCCCAUCCUGUGUUCCGCCGGGAUGGCUCCGAUAUCAUCUACCCUGCUAGAGUGUCCCUCAGAGAUGCACUGUGUGGAUGCACGGUCAGCGCUCCCACUCUGGACGGCAGGACUGUGACUGUGACCUCCAGAGACGUGGUCAAACCUGGGAUGAAGAAGCGUAUUGUGGGAGAGGGACUACCCCUGUCCAAGUGCCCAGAGAAGAGGGGGGACAUGGUGCUUGAGUUUGUAGUGAAAUUCCCUGAGAAUUUGGGGCAGAGUGCCCGCGAUGCACUGACUCAGAUUCUUCCUCCUUGAAUGACUAAGUGGCCUUUGAAGACACCUAACAAACACGAAGACAGCCAGUCGUCUUUCUCCAUUACAGUUGUCCUUACCCUAGGCCAAAGAACAGAAUAGUUGUUUGGGAAUUAUACCUGUUUAUUUUGAUUCAACCUUUGAUCCAAAUGAUAAUUCAGUUAUGUAUUUAACCACCAUGAGAUAUUGACAGAGUAACAUGUUGGUCUCUGUUCUGAUGUUAGCUGUUCUGUUUGGUUCAUAAUUUUUUCCUGUUUAAUAUUAUUAAAACAUUUAGAUUUUAUUACCUACAUGUCCUAUUGACAGUAUUCCAUUUCCCAUUGGAUGGGAAAAUAAAGACACUUCUGGGGGACCCAGUGCUAGACAUUGGAUAAUAAUGUUUGAGCAUAUGGCAAGGGUUGGUCUGGCCCUGUAGAGAUGACUGGAGCUGGUUGUUAUAAGGUCCGAGGGAUAGGUAGAGUUGAAGAUGCCUGUGGCAAACAGCACUGAUGUGGAAUUUGUGUGGUAUCCAGUUGUUUUGAUAGUGCUUCCAGAAUAUUUGUUGCAGGCAACUUAUCAACUAUAUCUCUCAGGAGCAGUGACACGCACCUGAAUGUAGAUAUACUUAUAAAUACAAUGCAUACAGUGCCAUCUGAAAAUAUUCAGACCCCUUGACUUUUUCCACAUUUUGUUACAGCCUAAUUCUAAAAUUGAUUAAAGUAGUUUUUUUUCUUAUCAAUCUACACACAAUACACCAUAAUGACAAAGCAAAAAUAGGUUUUUAGAAAUGUUUUAGAAUUUAAAAAAAUAUAUAUAAUAAUCAUCACAUUUACAUAAGUAUUGUGACCCUUUACUCAGUACUUUGUUGAAGCACAUUUGGCAGUGACUACAGCCUUGAGUCUUCUUGGGUAUGAUGCUACAAGCUUGGCACACCUGUAUUUGGGCAGUUUCACCCAUUCUUCUCUGCAGAUCCUCUCAGGCUCUAUCAGGUUGGAUGGGGAGCGUUGCUGCACAGAUAUUUUCAGAUCUCUCCAGAGAUGUUUGAUCGGGUUCAAAUCCGGGCUCUGGCUGGGCCACUCAAGGACAUUCAGAGACUUGUCCCGAAGCCACUCCUACGUUGUCUUGGCUGUGUGCUUAGGGUCGUUGUCCUGAUGGAAGGACAACAACCCCUUCACCCUAGUCUGAGGUCCUGAGCACUCUGGAGCAGGUUUUCAUCAAGGAUCUCUCUGUACUUUGCUCUGUUCAUCUGUGCCUCGAUCCUGACUAGUCUCCCAGUUCUUGCCGCUGAAAAACAUCCCCACAGCAUGAUGAUGCUGCCACCACCAUGCUUCACCGAAGGGAUGGUGUUAGGUUUCCUCCAGACGUGGCGCUUGGCAUUCAGGCCAAAGAGUUCAAUUUUGGUUUCAUCAGACCAGAGAAUCUUGUUUCUCAUGGUCUUGAGAGUCUUUAGGUGCCUAUUGGCAAACUCCAAGCGGGCUGUCAUGUGCCUUCUAUUGAGGAGUGGCUUCCGUCUGGCCACUCUACCAUAAAGGCCUGAUUUGGUGGAGUGCUGCAGGGAUGGUUGUCCUUCUGGAAGGUUCUUCCAUCUCCACUUAGGAAGAGUCUCGGUGGUUCCAAACUUCUUCCAUUUAAGAAUGAUGGAGGGCACUGUGUUCUUGGGGACCCUUUUUGGUACCCUUCCCCAGAUCUGUGCCUUGACACAAUCCUGUCUCGGAGCUCUACAGACAAUUCCUUCAACCUCAUGGCUUGGUUUUUGCUGUGACAUGCACUGCCAACUGUGCAACCUUUGUAUAGAUAGUUAUGUGUCUUUCCAAAUCUAAUCAAUUGAAUUUACCACAGGUGGACUUCCAAGUUGUAGAAACAUCUCAAGAAUGAUAAAUGGAAACAAGAUGCACCUGAGCUCAAUUUGGAGUCUCAUAAAAGGGUCUAAAUACGUAUAAGGUAUUUCUAGGUUCAAUACAUUUGGUAACAUUUCUUUUUUUUCUUUUUUUUUUUUAUAACUGUUUUUGCUUUGUCAUUAUGGGGUAUUGUGUGUAAAUAGCUGAGGAUUUUUUAUUUAACCCAUUUUAGAAUAAGACUAACGUAACAAAAUUUGGACAAAGUCCAGGGGUCUGAAUAUAUCUGGUGUUACCGGUAUUAUUUUGCAGUGAGGAAUGCGAGAGAUUCUGAAACUGAAUUAUGUUGGGGAACUAGAGCAAAUAGAAUUCAGAAAAUUCUUUCAGCUUAAAUGGGAGGGGCAAAACUUGCAAAUCAUGUUCAAACUAACCCAGAGAAUGAGGUAUGAAUAAACAUUUUUAGGAAUUCACUCCAAGCAACUCCCUACAGAUUCCACAUACUUGAUACACUACAUGUCCAAAAGUGAGUGGACAACCCUUCAAAUGAGUGGAUUUGGCUAUUUCAGCCCCACUCAUUGCUGACAGGUGUAUAAAAUCGAGCACACAGCUAUGCAGUCUAAAUGGCCUUACUGAAGAGCUCAGUGACUUUCAAUGUGGCACCGUCAUAGGAUGCCAACUUUCCAACAAGUCAGUUCGUCAAAUUUCUGCCCUGCUAGAGCUGCCCCAGUCAACUGUAAGUGCUGUUAUUGUAAAGUGGAAACAUCUAGGAGAAACAACAGCUCAGCCCUUAAGUGGUAGGCCACACAAGCUCACAGAACAGGGCCACUGAAGCAGGUACAAAUCGUCUGUCCUUGGUUGCAACACUCACUACCGAGUUUCAAACGGCCUCUGGAAGCAAAGUCAGUACAAUAACUGUUCAUCAAGAGCUUCAUGAAAUGGGUUUCCAUGGCCGAGCAGCCACACAAGAUCACCAUGCGCAAUGCCAAGCAUCGACUGGAGUGGUGUAAAGCUCACCGCCAUUGGACUCUGGAGCAGUGGAAACACGUUCUCUGGAGUGAUGAAACACGAUUCACCUGGCAGUCCGAUGGACAAUCUGGGUUUGGUGGAUGCCAAGAGAAUGCUACCUGCCCGACUGCAUAGUGCCAACUGUAAACUUUGGUGGAGGAGGAAUAAUGGUCUGGGGCUGUUUUUCAUGGUUCGGGCUAGGCCCCUUAGUACCAGUGAAGGGAAAUCUUAUUGCUACAGCAGACAAUGACAUUCUAGACGAUUCUGUGCUUUCAACUUUGUGGCAACAGUUUGGGCAAGGCCCUUUCCUGUUCCAGCGUGACAAUGCCCCAGUGCACAAAGCAAGAUCCAUACAGAAAUGGUUUGUUGAGAUCAGUGUGGAAGAACUUGUGGCCUGCAUAGAGCUCUGUCCUGAACUCUAUUGAACACCUUUGGUAUGAAUUGGCACACCGACCCAGGUCUAAUCGCCCAACAUCGGUGGCCGACCUCACUAAUGCUCUUGUGGCUGAAUGCUGCGGGGACUUGCUUCCAAUGUUCCAACAUCUGGUGGAAAGCCUUCCCAGAAGAGUGGAGGCAGUUAUAGCAGCAAAGGGAGGGACUAAGUCCAUAUUAAUGCCCAUGAUUUUGGAAUAAGAUGUUCAUCAAGCAGAUGUCCACAUACUUUUGGCCAUGUAGUGUAGCUUCUCCAGUUGUAUAGAUUUUAGUUAUUCAAGGGCACGUUAUCUAUUUUGUGCCAAAUGUCAUGUCACGCAUGUGAGAUUGACCUUGUUUGUGUGUGUGUGUGUAUAGACAAACGUGCACCAUCUUAUUGUGAAAUACUAUAAGAAGAUGGUGUGAUGUGUUUUGACCUCUGUAGGACCCCUUACAUUUAGCUUGAGGAUCACUAUUGUUGUAAGUAUGAUGAACUUGUAUGCCCAUUCUCCAGUGAAACUUGUAGGUGUGUUUACUCUGCAGUGACUCUUUAGAUGCUGUUCAAAACGGCAGUGCAUUUUAGCUGUUUAAAUUCUCUCUUUAACUCUGUUAAAGCUGUGAAACUAAUAUCUACUGCUACUUCGGAACCUCUAUGCAAACCAUUUCUGUUAGGAUAAUCUUAAUCCUUUUUAUUUUGUCAUAUCCUGUACUUCUUACACACUGCAGAGCAAACAAUGACUUGUCUAAUAUGGCUGCUUUUAGACGGGCCCCAAUUCUGAGCUUUUUUCCACACUAAAUUGUAUUUUGACCAAUCAGAUCAGCUCUGAAAAAAAUCUGCUGCGAAAACAUCUGUGAUUGGUCAAAACACCAAAUUAGUGGAAAAAAGAUCAGAAUUGAGCUGCCUGUGUGAACACAGCCUACAGUAUGUAGUGAACUGAUUUUUGAAGCACAUUGUUUGAGAUAAAGCAAGCCUAAGCAUCUGUGGUAAAUAAAAUCAUUCCAAAAAUGACAGUUGACAAACUGUAAAAUAGCAAAGUAGUGAGUCAGUUGUAUUGUUAAAAUAUGUCUGAAUUAUUUGAAUAAUGUUACAUUUUCAAGUACUUGAAAUAUAUAUUUUAACCUGGGGUGCAUUCAUUACGCUGAUUCUGUUGCAAAACGUUUACGCCAAACGGAAAAUGUUUUGUAACAUUGUUUUUAUUGGACAAAUUCAGGUAGGUUCCGCACCGUUUCGUGCUGUUUGGUUCUCAAACGCUAAACGGUUUCUGUUGCAAAAUGUAAUGAAUUUGAUUGAUUUGUCAUUGAGGUUGUAAUGAUCAGUCAACACUUACCCAUUUAUCAUUCCACUCCAAGUGGAGUUCCACUCUUAUUUAAUUUUAACAGAUACAUGUGGUUUAACAUGAAUGUAGAGAUGUGUAAUCUCGGUUUAACUUUUUUGUAAAAAAAUAUUUGCUUUAUUUGCAAAUGUUUUCCUUUGAUGGAAAAGUUUAAAUAGUUUUUAUAAAAUUUGCAGACAUUCUGUAUUAUUAUUAUGCACCCAGAAUUUUAUUUGACAAAUAGGUGUUAGCAAUCUGCUUUUCAUUUGUAUGAAACUGAACAUUUUUAUGUUAUUUGUCCUAUCCUUUGAACAAAUGAGGUCCCCUAGGCAUUUUGUGGUAUUUUAGUUGUUGCAAAGACUGGCUAAACUUGUAAAUAUCAAAUAAAAUUGUACAAAAUGA